UCCGCCAACAAGGACUGCUAUUUGUAUUUUUAAGCUUUAUAAUAAAUAAAUAAAUUACCAAUGUUUAAAAAAUUUCUAGAGACGAAAAAUCUAUUGCUCAAUCAAUUAAAAAUAUGUCAAAGCACAAAUAUAAGACUUACCUCCAAAAGAACUUACAGUAAGAUACCAAGAAAAAGUUAUCCUAAACGGAUAUUCUCAGGGAUUCAACCAACAGGCACUGUACACUUAGGAAAUUAUUUAGGUGCAAUACAAAAUUGGGUUGAUAUGCAAAAUAAUGGAGAAGAUGUAAUUUGGAGCAUUGUUGACAUGCAUGCCAUUACACUUCCAUAUAACUCAAUGGAACUCAGACAAAAUAUCCUGAAAUUGACUGCUACUCUGUUGGCAUGUGGUAUUGAUCCAGAAAAAAGCAUUUUAUUUCAGCAAUCAACUGUGCCUAUGCAUGCUGAAUUAAGUUGGAUAUUUUCAUGUUUAGUUACAAUGCCAAAACUCACUCAUCAGCCUCAAUUCAAAGAGAAAAGUGAAAAAAUAAAAAAUAUUCCUCUAGGCCUUUACAUUUAUCCUGUUUUACAAACUGCUGAUAUCUUAUUGUACAAAGGAACUCAUGUACCAGUAGGAGAAGAUCAACUUCAACAUAUACAAUUAGCAGAACAUUUAGCACAAAAAUUCAAUUCAGUCUAUGGUGAAACAUUUCCUAUGCCGAUUGCAAUUAUUUACAAAAAUGCUGGUAGAAUUAAGUCAUUGAGAGAUCCAGAAGACAAAAUGUCUAAAUCAUCUACAGAUGUCAAAAGUCGCCUUGACUUAACAGAUGAACCAGAUGUUUUACUGAAUAAAGUAAAGAAAGCUAUCACAGAUUUCACAUCAGAAAUUACGUAUGAGCCUGAAAAACGGCCUGGUGUGGCUAAUUUAUUAAAUAUACAUUCAAUGAUCACAGGAAAGUCAGUUGAACAAAUUUGUAAAGAAGUUGAAGAUUUGAAUACUGGCCAAUAUAAAUUAUUACUGGCUGACAUUGUAAUAGAAAAAUUAAAUCCUAUCAGAAAACGUAUCAAUGAAUUUAUGGAUGAACCAGAAUAUCUAAAAGAAGUUUUACAACAGGGAGCUAGAAAAGCAGAAAAUAUUGCUAUAACAAAUUGGUUAGAAGUAAGGAAUAAAGUUGGUUAUGGAAUUGGUACAUUAUCAAUAAUUUCAGAUAAAUUGCAUUUACAAUUUAAUAGAUAACAUUUAUAACAAAGAUGAAUAUUUAUUAUAAUAUACCUAAUUUCUUUGUACAAAUAAAAGCUAGAUAUUAAUUUAAUAUAAAAAUAAUUCAAACACACUAUAGUCAACAC
Molecule: messenger RNA, 1325 nt
Organism: Phymastichus coffea
Lineage: Eukaryota; Metazoa; Arthropoda; Insecta; Hymenoptera; Eulophidae
Gene: TrpRS-m
Product: tryptophan--tRNA ligase, mitochondrial
Exons: 6
Coding region: 61-1215 (384 amino acids)
Biological process (GO): mitochondrial tryptophanyl-tRNA aminoacylation
Cellular component (GO): mitochondrial matrix; mitochondrion
Molecular function (GO): tryptophan-tRNA ligase activity; ATP binding
Source: RefSeq, a predicted model, not a curated record